AUGAAGAUAAUUCUGCUGAGUGCCUUUUUCGGAAGGAUUACCGGGACACCGAUCGCCAACGUUUGGCUAAGUCCAGUGGGAUCCCUAACUCCGUUGAGGCAAUUUCAUAUACAGGACGGAUCCGGCGGAUAUCAUUACUCAUUCACGGGGCCCCAUCACGCGAAAUCUGAAUCCAGUUUAAACGGAAUCACGCAGGGUGGCUAUUCGUACAUCGAUGCAAACGGAAUCCUGCAAACGGUGACUUACACGGCAGACGAUGAAAAUGGAUUCAGAGUGAGCGCCAGUAAUCUACCACAGCCGCCUAAGAACGAGCUGCAGGCGAUUCAAGAUACACCGGAAGUGGCUGCGGCGAAGAAGAGUCACUUGGAGGAGCUGCAGAAGUCGCAGCUCAGGGACCAGUCGAACUAUCAGUCGAAUAUUCUCUCCUACAAGAUUCUACCCUCGUAUUUCAGCUUUGCACAGCUGAGUAAGGACGACGAGAAGAAUCUGGCUGCUCCAGAGAUCCCGCCUUCUACCAAGAAUCCAUUCCUCCUUCUUCCGUCCGAGGCGGCAAGGAUCGACGUGCCUAAACCAGACCCGAGUCUCUCAAGGAUACCACCGCAAACGAGUACAAUUUCGUCGAAUCAACUUGUAGAACGAGAGAAGAACGAAGGACAGCCUCCGCAGGGGAAUUCGUUGAAACUAGGCAAGGUUGUGUCGCUGCGAAGUAUCCAGGGGCCAGUUACAGUGCCUGCUCCCUACGUACUUCCGGUUCUGCCGUACAGAUUACUGCACAGCGCACUUCAUCACACUCAAGACUCUCUGGGGCAGUACGAUUACGCUUACACAGGGGAUUCGAGCGCGAAAACCGAGUCCAGAUCUUUGGACGGGACGACGAGGGGCGCUUAUAGUUAUAUCGAUCCGAACGGCGUUCUACAGCAAGUACAUUAUGUGGCGGAUCAUAAUGGGUUCAGGGUUAUGGCGACUAAUUUACCGGAAGCUAAGUGA
Messenger RNA from Habropoda laboriosa, 987 nucleotides. RefSeq lists its product as uncharacterized. Gene Ontology annotation, molecular function: structural constituent of chitin-based larval cuticle. The transcript has 4 exons. The record is from RefSeq and is a predicted model, not a curated record. Gene Ontology annotation, cellular component: chitin-based extracellular matrix. Lineage: Eukaryota; Metazoa; Arthropoda; Insecta; Hymenoptera; Apidae. The coding region runs from base 1 to 987 and encodes 328 amino acids.